Messenger RNA from Drosophila arizonae, 794 nucleotides. RefSeq lists its product as uncharacterized. The record is from RefSeq and is a predicted model, not a curated record. NCBI's taxonomy places the organism in Eukaryota, Metazoa, Arthropoda, Insecta, Diptera, Drosophilidae.
AAAUUUCGUUUUAAUUUGGUGUAAACAACAAAGAGUGAAAAAUGUUGAAAAGAUUCUUCUGCAUGAGUCUCAAUACCGCCGGCGUGGUGAUCGGCUGGUUGGGUAUUGUUGGCUCCUUAUUGGGUAUAAUUCUGCUAAGCAUAAUUUUGAAAUUUGACGAUGAUAUUGUUAAGGCUCUUGAUUUAAAGACGUCUUCUGGGGAUGAUCAAAUGCAUUUGGCAAUUGUCAUCGGAUGCAGCGUUUUCAUGGGGUUCAUUCUGCUGAACUUACCGUCAUCGGCCCUGCUAGUACUUGGCACCAAGAAGGAACGUCAUCUGAUGCUUCUGCCAUGGCUGAUUAAUUCUGCCGUCGGACUUGCCUUUAGCAUUGUUUAUCACCUGUUUGUAGUAAACUUCAUGAUCUACGCUGGCAACAAUAUCAAGACCCUUGUAGCUGCUCUGAUACAAAUUGCUCUAAUACUAGCUUUGCAAAUCUACAUUUAUAUGGCAAUCUACUCGCUGUUUAAGCAAAUUCAGCAAACAGGCGCGCAGCCGCGUCCACUGACAACUGCUACACCGGGCAUGGCUGUACCAAAUCAGGGCAAUACGUAUCCCAGCUGUACCAAAAAUUGAAAGCGAAGCAUCAGAGCAAAUGUGAACAACUUCGUUCUGCACUGGGACACUUAACACAUACAUUUAAAUACAGAUACAUAAUUACCAGAGCUGACAUUUUAGCUUUUUUCACGUCAGAUCAGGCUUUAUUUGAAGUCCUUAUGCGGAAAAAAUUCGAAAGCGGCGGGCUGCGGGAAUUCUGGC